AUGGAGACGACACUACCAAAGUCUAUUCAGAGUGGAGGAGAAACAGGGUUAAUAGCCACGCCGGAUCAACACAUAACUGCACUUCCAACCCGCACUUUUCGGGAAUCGCAUCCAUCGUUGAACGGUUCCCAAGCGAGGACCACGUAUGGCAGAGUACUAUCGCACCACCCGCAAACUUCAUUCUCUUCGCACUUAUCGCAGGACCCCUUCUCGCACCGACGUCGUGGCAGUACUUUGAAAGUCGUCAUGAGGAAACUAUUUGGUAUGAAGCGACACAGCAAUUUAGACGGCGAGGAAGAGAGUGUGAGCCCGGCGACUGUGAGGCAUCAUCAUCAUCAUCAUCAUCAUCAUCAACCGUUGGCUACACCAACGGGACCAAAUCGAAUACUGUUUGAGACAGCACGCCAAUCAGACUCGAGCAGUAGAGGAUCGGUAUCAAAACGCAAACAGUCUCUUCCGGCCAGCCACAUCUCCUCUGUGUCAUCGGAUCAUGUCUUGGCGGCAGCUCAAGAUAAUAGGAUUGAGGUUCCAACUCACACCCUCAGACGAAGGGCAACUUUGCCAAGUCUCAUUCUCACCGAGGAUGUUGAUACCAAGGGAUCGAUCUAUUCGGAUCUCUCUCCUACGAGUACGCGGCCCGUAAGCGUGGUCAUAGAGAGCCACGAGGACCGUGAGCACCAGGAUGACCACGACGACUCAAAAUCACAGCGUAGUUUGAGAGCACACCGUCGGUCCAGAAGUGCGGAUGCCCUAAGAGAUCUUGUGCGACAUCACCGGAUGUCCCCAAUACAAUGGCGGCGACGCAGCGACGAAAUCAAAUUCUGGAGAACGAGCGUCCUCGAAAUGGACGAGGGCGAGGGCGAAGGCGAGGGUGAGGACGAGGACGAUGGGGAAGUUCAAGCCAGUGAUAACAGUCAAUACAAACCGAGGAUAGACUCACUGCCGGAGUAUCAGAAAGCAAAGAGUGCCAACGAUGAUAGUCUCCCCUUGCAGGACGUCUCUACGUCAGCACCAUUCCAAAUUGAAAGUCUGAUAGCCAGCAUGGCCGACCCCGAUGCAACCGUCGAACAACGGCUAACGACGAUCGAAGUCAAACUCAUGGACCUGGAAUUUGCCAUCUCCAAAAUUCAAGGCACCGAUAACAACGUCUUCUCCAAGCCUCCCCCAGCGAGCUCCCCAGAACCAAGGAACGCCUCUUUGUCCCCAAACUCAGCCUCAAGAUCUACUACCAACGACACAUCAUCAAUCAUCAGCGAUGCCACAUCCCAAAGCUCCGCCUCCUUUGGCGGCGGCGAAGACCGCCCCAUUAGCACCGCAACUCUACGCCCCAGCAUGAUCUACUCCCCACAACCACCACCAUGGCAAAACAAUUCCUGGUCCUCCAUGAACCUCAACGGCAUUUCAAUCGAGCAAUACAGCGCUCUCGUCACUCUAGUCCGUCGCGAACAGACCGCCCGGAAAGCACUCGAAACCCAAGUGGCGCAAUUACAAGAGGAGAUGCAACAAAUUCGACGCUCAUCGGGCCUACCUGCUUCGCCUCCAGGGACGUUGUAUCCUAUCCCGAGCCCGGACUCGGAUGAUGGCAAGUUUCGACGAAAACGACACACAGCCUCGUCGAGAAAGGAUUCGAGCACGAGUGGUGAUACCAGGGUUUCCGAGUCGAGGACGACGCGGGACAGUUCCAAGUAUCGACUUACCAGAGAAAGGCACGACUCGAACAUGAUCUAG
Molecule: messenger RNA, 1728 nt
Organism: Talaromyces marneffei
Lineage: Eukaryota; Fungi; Ascomycota; Eurotiomycetes; Eurotiales; Trichocomaceae
Exons: 1
Coding region: 1-1728 (575 amino acids)
Source: RefSeq, a predicted model, not a curated record